Sardina pilchardus (European sardine) is the source of this 7097-nucleotide messenger RNA. RefSeq names its product ankyrin repeat domain 50 (gene ankrd50). Gene Ontology annotation, molecular function: protein binding. Lineage: Eukaryota; Metazoa; Chordata; Actinopteri; Clupeiformes; Clupeidae. Bases 912 to 5246 code for a protein of 1444 amino acids. The record is from RefSeq and is a predicted model, not a curated record. The transcript is spliced from 5 exons.
GUGUCGGGCUGCGUUAGAUGGCAGGAGGAGCCCCCGUUGAAAGAAAGAAAUGCAAAGACACGGCUGAACGGAGUGAAAAUGUAAGAAGGAGAUCAGCAUUGGGAAUAAUUACAUAUUAGUAAAUCAACGAUUGCUUUCUCCGUGAUUUACUCGGGUUGAAGAGAAAAAGGUCUGAAGCAUCGAAAAGGAAUAGCCCACCGGCAGGAGGUGAGAAGCUGUGUAGGCUAUUAGACAUUUCAUCCACACAACAGCUUGUAAAAAAUCCUCCAGCGCACCGUAUUUGACUGAAGUUAUAAACACUGUCGCCCAUCACACCGAGAAGGAAAGACAUACAAUGGGCCAUGUUAUUGGAGAGAUGGACGCUCCGUUGGCAGACUUUCAUCAGUUAAUGUAAUGGAAACAAUAUCGCCACUCUUGCAUACAGCUGCAACGCAUCAACGGAAACAAAUCACGGACCUCCGGUGCUGGUCCACGUUAGCCCACGCGAUUUAAAGGGACGAUUUAUGCAGGGAUGUUGUAGGAGCGACGUUUCCUGUUAUGUGGUGCGCUAUGUCGAAGACGCAAACUUGGAUACACACCGAGAUAGCUGUCGAGCCACGGAGAAAGCCAUGGAAAAAGUUGGUGGAAAAUCCAUGGUUUAAGCCCCAACAGUGACUCCUCGCUGUUGAGAAAAUCAAGCACCAGCUCCAGCAUCAACUGUGUCUGUGCAGCCUCAUCUGAUUCCGUAGGAAAGGCGCUGCUGCUGCUGCUGCUGCAACAACAACAACCACCACCACACCACUUAAUCGUAUUCAGAACACUUUGGACAGCUGCGGUCGACUUGGAAGACACAUGUGGAGCCAACGAAAUGGAUACCUGUGUUUGCAGCUGGCUUGCCCGGGGUUAGAGAUGUGGCGGGCAAAACGAGCCCUAUGAGGAAUAGCCUGAACACCAGUAGCUAUCUCACAAUGGCACAAACCAGUUUGCUGCAGGGGAAGCGCUUUUACUGCAGGGAGUGGGUCUUCCACAAGAUCCAGCAUUGCCUCCAGGAAAAGACUAACAGCCUCAGCAAUGUGACCGGCAGCACUCCCGGCAAGCAGGCUGUCCCCACCGCCGGUGGGCCCCCCAACCCGGUCAGCGGCGGCAGCGGCGGCGGAAGUGGCGCCGCAGCCGGGUCGGGCAAAGGGGCGUCCUGGGGGGUGCUGCUGGUGGGGGGUCCGGGCAGCGGCAAGACGGCCCUGUGCACGGAGCUCCUGUGGCCCAGCUCUCCGCAGGGCCUGCACCGCGGCCUCCACCAGCAGAGCCUGGCCUUCCACUUCUGCCGGGCGGACGACUCGGACACGCUGUGCGUGAGCGGCUUCAUCCGCGGCCUGGUGGCGCAGAUCUGCCGCGGCGGCCUGGUGCCGGGCUACGAGGAGAAGGUGCGCGAGCCGGCCGUGCAGAGCGCCCUGCAGCCGGGCGAGUGCGAGCGCAACCCCACCGAGGCGUUCAAGAGGUGUGUGCUCCUGCCCCUGCUGAGUGCCAAGCCUCCUCCCCAGGCCCUGUUCCUGCUGGUGGACUCCAUAGACGAGGGCUGCCAGCUGGGGGAGAGCGAGCAGCGCGUGGCCUCGGGCAGCCCCAGGACCAUCGCCGAGCUCCUGGCCAGCCACCACGAGUUCCUGCCACCCUGGCUGCUCCUCGUCUGCUCCGCCCGACGCCAGAAUAAGGCCAUCACCAAACUCUUCACUGGGUUCCGAAAGAUCAGUCUGGAUGACCUGCGCAAGGCGUACAUCGUCAAGGAUGUCCAGCAGUACAUCCUACAUAGGCUGGACCAGGAGGAGGCCUUACGACAACACCUCACCAAGGAGACGGCCGAGAUGCUCAACCAGCUGCACAUCAAGAGCAGCGGUUGCUUCCUCUACCUGGAGCGUGUGCUGGACGGAGUGGUAGAGAGCUUCAUCAUGCUGCGGGAGAUCCGUGACAUUCCCGGCACCCUCAACGGCCUCUACCUUUGGCUUUGCCAGAGGCUGUUUGUGCGGAAACAGUUUGCUAAAGUGCAGCCCAUUCUGAACGUCAUGCUCGCAGCCUGCCGACCCCUCACCGUGAAAGAGCUUUACCAUGCUGUUUGGACUAAAAACAUGACUCUGACCAUGGAGGAGUUCCAGAAGAAAAUGGACAUCCUCUCCAAACUUCUUGUUGAUGGACUCAGCAACACGAAGAUUCUUUUUCACUACAGCUUUGCGGAAUGGCUCCUUGACGUGAAGCACUGUACACAAAAGUACCUGUGCAAUGCUGCCGAGGGGCACAGGAUGAUGGCAAUGAGUUACACGUGCAGGGCCAAGCAGCUCAAACCUCUGGAGGUGCAAGAGUUUGCUCUCCACCUGAUCAAUUCCAACCUGCAGAUAGAACCCUUUAACCUUGCUCUGUGGAUGGUGUGGAAUGGCACCCCUGCUAAAGACUCUCUGUCAACCUCAAUCCCAAAAGAGCAGGAGGUCUUGCAGCUCCUGGUCAAAGCUGGGGCUCAUGUCAACAACGAGGACGAUCACGCCUCUUGCAUUGUGCAGCAAGCCCUCGAGAGGGAAGACUCCAUCCGCACGUUGCUUGACAACGGGGCCUCUGUGAACCAGGCAGACUCCAGCGGGCGAACACUUCUGGCUAACGCUGCGUAUAGUGGAAAUCUAGAUGUGGUCAACCUGUUGAUUACCAGAAGGGCCAACAUGGAGCUCGAAGACAACCACGGUCAGACGCCCCUUACACUGGCAGCAAGGCAAGGUCACACCAAGGUGGUCAACUGCCUCAUUGGCUUUGAGGCAAACAUCAACCACACUGACCACGACGGCUGGACUGCCCUCAGAUCCGCAGCGUGGGGUGGCCACUCGGAGGUCGUCUCGGCCCUCCUUUACGCUGGCGCCAAAGUGGACUGUGCGGACGCGGAUGGCAGAACGGCUCUCAGGGCAGCAGCCUGGGGAGGACACGAGGACAUUGUGCUCAACCUGCUCCAGCACGGUGCCGAGGUGAACAAGGCAGACAAUGAAGGACGGACAGCCCUGAUUGCGGCAGCUUACAUGGGGCAUAGGGAGAUUGUGGAGCACCUGCUGGACCAUGGGGCAGAGGUGAAUCACGAGGAUGUGGACGGCAGGACGGCUCUCUCAGUGGCUGCCCUCUGUGUGCCGGCCAGCAAAGGCCACGCGUCGGUCGUCAGCCUCCUGAUAGACCGUGGAGCAGAGGUCGACCAUUGUGACAAAGACUGCAUGACCCCUCUGCUUGUGGCUGCCUAUGAAGGACAUGUGGAUGUAGUGGACUUACUCUUAGAGGGUGGCGCUGAUGUUGAUCACACAGACAACAAUGGAAGAACGCCACUCCUCGCUGCUGCCUCAAUGGGCCACGCCUCUGUGGUCAACACACUGCUUUUCUGGGGCGCAGCUGUGGACAGUAUCGACAGUGAAGGAAGAACAGUGCUCAGCAUUGCGUCCGCUCAGGGGAACGUGGAAGUGGUCAGGACUCUGCUGGACAGAGGCUUGGACGAGAACCACAGGGACGAUGCAGGUUGGACGCCCCUGCACAUGGCCUCCUUCGAAGGCCACCGUCAAGUGUGCGACGCACUCCUUGAGCAAGGUGCCCGGUGCAUAGAGGUGGAUAACGACGGGCGGAUCCCCCUCAUACUGGCCGCACAAGAGGGCCACUACGACUGUGUGCACAUACUGCUCGAAAACAAGUCCUGCCUCGACCAGCGGGGGUACGACGGGAGGAAUUCUCUGCGAGUGGCCGCCUUGGAAGGUCACAGAGACAUAGUGGAGUUGCUUCUAAGUCAUGGGGCAGACAUAGACCACAAAGACGCAGACGGGCGGCCCACCUUGUACAUACUGGCACUUGAGAAUCAGCUGGCUAUGGCGGAGUACUUUCUGGAGAACGGAGCCAACGUGGAAGCCAGUGACACGGAAGGGAGAACAGCGCUGCACGUCUCGUGCUGGCAAGGACACGUAGAGAUGGUGAGGAUGCUGAUCAACUACCAUGCCGACGUCAACGCCUGUGAUAAUGAGAAGCGAUCUGCCCUGCAGUCAGCCGCAUGGCAGGGUCACGCCAAGGUCGUCCAGUUUCUGAUCGACAACGGGACUCAUGUUGAUCACACUUGCAAUCAGGGAGCCACGGCGCUUGGAAUUGCCGCCCAGGAAGGUCAUAUUGAUGUUGUCCAGAUUCUGCUGGAGCACGGCGCAGAUCCUAACCAUGCCGACCAAUUUGGCCGAACAGCCAUGAGAGUAGCCGCCAAGGGUGGGCACACGAUGAUCAUUAAACUCUUGGAGAAAUACGGCGCCUCUAGCCUCAAUGGCUGCAAUCCUUCUCCAAUACACACCAUGGAACAGAAGACUCCUCUCACUGUCUCGGGGAAGAUGCAGUCCCUUACAAUCAAGUCUAACAGCUCUGGGAGCACAGGAGCCGGUGAUAUGCAAUCGACAGGACGUGGCCUGCAAAACGGGCCAGUGCACGCCUUCAGCUCCCCCUCAGAGUCGCCAGACUCCACCGUGGACCGUCAGAAAUCGUCUCUCUCCAACAACUCCCUGAAAAGCUCAAAGAACUCCUCAUUGAGGACCACCUCGUCCACUGCAACCGCCCAGACUGUGCCCAUAGAUAGUUUUCAUGGGCUCUCCUUCACCGAGCAGAUUCAGCAGCACUCUCUUCCACGCAGUCGAAGCAGACAGUCCAUUGUCUCACCUUCGUCCACAACCAAGUCCAUAGGGCCGCAGCCUAGCUCUCCUACCAGCGAGUUUGACUGGGGGCAAAUCAAGCCAGGGCUCAAGCAAAGCAAAGGCACCAAAAACAGCACAUCUAACUGUUCCAACAAAAUGGGCUCAGGGGACAAGAAGAAGUCCAAGAACAGUGGCCCUGCACAGGGUCAAGUUCUGGAGUAUGAGAUGACACAGUUCGACAAGAGGAUUGCGCUCAACAACCCCGUGUCCAACAUUGGCAUCAAGGACCCACACUGUAAGAUAGUGGUUGGUGGCCCAAUGCUAGACUCGGGGCAGACCCAAGAACAGUACUACAUCCAACAGCAGAGCUUAGCUGAGAAAAAGAGGAACGGUAUCAUGACCAACCCCAACUAUCACCUACAGGGCAAUCAGGUUUUCCUUGGGAGAGUGUCUGUCCCCAGAGCUCUGCAGAAUAGAGGGCAUCAGGAUGUCUUGGACAAUUACCCAAUUGGGGAGACAGAGUUAAGCCUUAAACAAGCCCUCAAACUGCAAAUUGAAGGAUCAGACCCUGGGUAUAACUACAAAAAGGAAACUCCAUUAUAACUGAUGUCUUGGAUUGUAUCCGUCAGCCUGACAUAUGAGGGAAAGUGCCAAAGCAACUAUCUUCAUCCGCAAAAGUACUAUAUCCAUUUCUUCUCUUUCGUCAGUGGAACACCUCAAAAGAAAAGAAAAAAGAAAAAAUCUAGGGAAGAAUGUUGACCGCUGCACAAGGCUCACAUAAACUGAUACUUCAACGUGCCUACAUUUGUUACAGCCUUCUUAGUGUAACCAUGCACACUAUCAUUUUUUUUUAUUUAAUGUAUUCGUAUUUAAUAUGCAGUGUAUGCACUUUCUAAAAAGAGGAAAAAAACAGACAUGUAUGUUUCGGUUUCCAUUUAAUGCCUCUUGAAUUGGUAUCAAAGUAACAGUAAAAAAAAAAACAAAUGUACAUUACAUUUUGAGUUUUUGUCUUUUUCUGUGUAUUUUUUUCUGCCUGCAACCAUACAUAUUGACAGCAAUGUACCACAGAGUACGUUGUCACAUCUUACUGGUGAAUUAUGAGGUAAUGUUUUGUGCAUUGAUAACCUGCCAUUCUGAAGACCCAAAACUCUGUAUUGAUCUCCUUCGGUGUGCUAAACAUGUUGUGUGUAAUGUUAAUAGCAAUGGCAAUUUAUUCUACAAGUGUAAUCAACCAUAUUUAUUUUGGAAAAAAGCCACUUUCAUUUUUAUUGUAUGCUUAUACCAUGGUGCUGUGUUCAGAGGUUGCCUGUAGUCAUUUUGGCCACCUUUUGGGUGGUCUUCUUAUUGUUUGUUUGUUUAUCCAUUUGUUGUUUGUUUGUUAUGUGUAUUAAAGAUGCCAGAGGGAGCGAGUUCAUUGGAAACUGAAGCCCAGAUCAUUUCAUUUUGUCCCUGUGGGACUCUUUUUAUUUGGUUUUGUUGAUUUUGUUUUCUUUUUUGUUUAGUUCUCUCUUCUUUUGUCGUGAGCAUUUCAAUGGGUAUUUAAACAACCAACAGUGUAAUGGUUAACUGCAGUUUGGUGCUAAAUGCAAAGUUCUCAAGUGAAAGCAGCAAUUUCAGUGUGUUAGUCAAACAGGAACACUUAUGUUCCUUGCAGUGCACACCUCAAGGUUCAGGCUGUUUCUCCCUAAUGGUUCUAUGUUGACUUUAUGUUGGUAAUAAUGACAUAUCUUAUUUUUGUGGCAGUAUAAAAAAAAAAUCAGUAUGACUGACACCUCACACUUCCACCAACCAGUAGACUUUAAAUAAUAUCAUGGUUUUUAAGGAAUUGUUUGAUAUGUAUACUUGUUGAGCCAAAGUUGAAACAUAGAAAAAUAAAACUGAAAUGUAUUGGUUUCAGAGGCCCGAAAGAGAUACCCCUAAAGCGCUAGCCUUUCACCAGGGGAGAGGGGGGGAAGGGAGAGGGGGUAGUGCUUGGAACGGGUGCCGAGGGAUUUCAAACAUCUGUUUCUCAUGGCUUGGCCGAGGCCGUUUUGAGCAUUUUGUGUGUAAUGUCAUAUUUGUGCUGGCUUUUCACAUUGUUAGCGGCGAAGUGUUUCUUUCGAGAACAAUAACGGUGAGAGCAAAUCUGAGAACGCAAGUGCACAUGACAGACUAUUUCGAGCCUGAGACUUUCUCAAUGAGGCCUCGGCUUUGAAGGUUGGAAAAAAGGAAGGCUGACUCUUUGAAGAUCUACCCUGGACAGUAUUCAAAAACAUUUUGCCAUCUGUUAACCUGUCAUGGGUAUGUUUUUCUGUCUCCCAACAAGCAUCUGUCAUAUUUUGGAUCACAUUGAAAGAAUUUGAUUGUAAAUAGCUUACCAUGUACAUUGAGCCCUCAUUUUGAAAUUUUAUUUCUUAUAUUAAGCUGAAUUUUCCGACGUAUAUUAAAAGUGCUUAAUAAAUCAUAUUUGCUUUA